Scutellospora calospora is the source of this 275-nucleotide messenger RNA. Lineage: Eukaryota; Fungi; Glomeromycota; Glomeromycetes; Diversisporales; Gigasporaceae. The record is from the annotation of a GenBank genome assembly.
AUAGAGGUAUUGAUAUAUUUGGAAAAUUUGGAACAAUGAAUUAUAUAAUGCAAGCAAAAUAUAGGACUAAGAUUGAUGAUAAUGAAAUAUAUGUUAGUCCUAAAGAUAUUAGAGAAUUUGUAGCAGUUUUGAUGGAACAACCUGAUGGUACUGUUGGAUUUUUUAUAUUGAAUGCUACAUUUUCAGCUAGAUCUAAAAAUUAUGCAGUAAAUUCAAAACUAAAUUUAAUAUUAUGUAAUGAGAAAAAUAUUAUUGAAAGAAUCAAAGAAACUUAA